AUGAGUACAAGUUUUAAUUUUGACACUUACAUCACAGGAGAUCUAUUAAAUGAGUGUAAGGCGGCAUACCAAUGGGGCAAGAGCUGCCAGAUACGACUGGCUGCCAAGCGAAAUAUGGACCCACAAACAGCAGUUGAACUCAUUCAUCCCCACAUAAGAAACAAUUGGGAAACCGAAACAAUCCCUAAAACAUGGAAGAAAGGCGUUAUAGCCAAGAUUCCCUAUCAGAAACGCGGCCUAUCAAACUGCAAUAAUUGGAGCACCAUCACAUUACUAAACACAACAUAUAAAAUCCUAACAGGAGCAAACAAAAGUUGCCUGGACCAAACGAAUACCCCUCGUAUAAUUGUGGAACAAGCACAUGAAUGGAUAACACAUUUAUGCCUCAUAUUCGUUGAUUUCAAGAAGGCUUUCGACUCCAUUCAUAGAAAUGCAAUACGGAAAGCUUUAGAAAAAAUGAGGAAAAAUGAGAAUGUUCCAAGGAAAAUAAUCAACAUCAUGAUGAACAUGUAUGAAAAUGUGUAA
Messenger RNA from Condylostylus longicornis, 525 nucleotides. RefSeq lists its product as uncharacterized. Bases 1 to 525 code for a protein of 174 amino acids. The record is from RefSeq and is a predicted model, not a curated record. Lineage: Eukaryota; Metazoa; Arthropoda; Insecta; Diptera; Dolichopodidae. The transcript is spliced from 2 exons.